Acanthosepion pharaonis is the source of this 846-nucleotide messenger RNA. The record is from the annotation of a GenBank genome assembly. Lineage: Eukaryota; Metazoa; Mollusca; Cephalopoda; Sepiida; Sepiidae.
AUGCUUCGCGUCACUAAGAGGCCAAGUCCAUCUGGGGCUGGCGGUUACAACAUCUAUCUAUCUAUCUAUCUAUCUAUCUAUCUAUCUAUCUAUCUAUCUAUCUAUCUAUCUCACAUUGUUAUCUAUUGUUAUAUACCCCAUAAUCAUCAUCUCUCUCUCUCUCUCUCUCUCUCUCUCUCUCUCUCUCUCUCUCUGGACUCUUCUAACAACUCUUUGAAAUUAUGUCUUCCUUUUUUCCGCUUUUACACCAUAUACCUUUCUCUCUUUUUCUUCUUUCUUUUCCCCCCGUUAUUCAAUCAUGUACCUUUCUCUUUUUCUUAUUCCCUUUCUUUUUCCCUCUUUUCCACUAUAUACCUUUCUCUCUUUUUUCUUCUUUCUUUUUUCCCCGUAUUUCCAUCAUAUUUCCUGUUCUCCCUCUUUUCUUAUUUUUCUGUCUUUUCUUCUCUUUUUUCCCCGUUUUCCAUCAUAAACGUUUCUCUCUUUUUUAUUUUUUCUUUUUUCUCUCUUUUUCCAUCAUGUAACGUUCUCUUCUUUCUUUUUUCCCCGUCUUUUCCAUGUACCGUUUUCACUAUAUACCUUUUCUUUUUCACAUUUUUCUUCUUUCCCUUUUCCCCGUUAGUCUAUCAUAUACCUUUCUCUCUUUCUUAUUUUCUUUCUUUUUCCCUCUUCUUUGUCUUUCUGUCCCAGUUUCUACCCUUGUCCAUUCAAACGUUAAUUUUUUCCGAUUCUUCUCGUUUCCAAUGUUUUAGAUUUUCUUUGAUUCGUCCCUUAUUUCCCUGUCCUUUCAUGUCCUCUUCUUUUUCUUCUUCUCCCCUCUCCUCCUCCUCCUCUUCCUCCUUCUCUUGA